AUUUAAAACUAUUUUAUUUUAGGAUUUUAAAAUAAAACAGGAAAAAAAUCUACAAUUAUGUCUCACUGUUUGAUUGUUAUAUUAACCAUAAUAGCGGCCACAACAACAACACUGGCCAUAUCUGAUAYGGCCAAACAUAUAUUGGAUCAGGUAAACAAGGCACGGUUAGCCAAUGCAACCAACCUAUGGAAGAUCAAUCUAUCGGAUAAGGAUGUAACUGCUAAUGUGACCAUGGUGGUCGACAGUUUCCGCAAUGCUACCCAAAAUUUCCAACAACACAGUUGUCUUAAGUUGACCGAUGAAGAGAUGGGCAAAGGUGUCGGCUUUGAAAACAGAGGCUGUUAUGAGAGACUGGCCAAUGAUAUUGUCGAUCGGAUCAGAAAACACAAGGAAUGGCUUUGGAUUGUUGUCAGCGAAACGGCAUUUAUAGGAUCAUCGUUUGGCACCACUAGUAUAGCAACCUAUCAGUUCCAGUUGGGACCACUGUUUCUCGGUGUGUUUCAGGAACAGGGAUAUGACACCAAUAGUCAAAUUGCUAAGAAACCAGUGACCAACUAAAUAAAAWCACAUUAUACU
Messenger RNA from Oppia nitens, 576 nucleotides. RefSeq lists its product as uncharacterized. The record is from RefSeq and is a predicted model, not a curated record. NCBI's taxonomy places the organism in Eukaryota, Metazoa, Arthropoda, Arachnida, Sarcoptiformes, Oppiidae. The coding region runs from base 58 to 558 and encodes 166 amino acids. The transcript is spliced from 2 exons.